Molecule: messenger RNA, 1252 nt
Organism: Ipomoea triloba (trilobed morning glory)
Lineage: Eukaryota; Viridiplantae; Streptophyta; Magnoliopsida; Solanales; Convolvulaceae
Product: RHOMBOID-like protein 12, mitochondrial
Exons: 8
Coding region: 104-1081 (325 amino acids)
Cellular component (GO): membrane
Molecular function (GO): serine-type endopeptidase activity
Source: RefSeq, a predicted model, not a curated record
UUUCCUUCCUUUUUCUGUUCCUACCUCAUUUCAUCUCUGCGCUACAACUUGAGAAUAGAGACCCAAAACCUUUAAAAUCAAGGCUAAAACACUAUUUCUCGCAAUGCAGAGACUCUUCUCCCUCAAGGGCCUCUCCAAGAUCACCAGAAAUCUCCCAAAUCCCUCUGAAACCUUCACCCUGCCGCCCCACCACCAUCUGUUUUCUCACUUCAACACCUCUUGCUCGCGCCCACAUUCAUGGACGGCCCCGAAUUUGAAGAGCUAUCAUGGGCUGUUUUCAAGCUCACUCCCCAAAAACCCAGUCUUGAGAAAUGCCCUUUUGAAGAGUGGCCAAUCCAACGCUGUUGCUGAAACGCAAAAUUGGCUCCUCCGCUUUCGACUUCCUCGACGAAAUUUCCGUUCCGAUUUCUCGUCGUUUUCCAAUCGAUAUACCCGGGGAUCAUGGUUUCAAGGUCUAACACCUGAUGGAGUUGUGAUAGGUUUGAUUCUGUCUAAUGUGGCUGUUUUUCUAUUAUGGAGGGUUGCUGAUACUGGAUUCAUGUUGAGGAACUUCACUAUUUCAGUCGACAAUUUUACAAGUGGACGGCUGCACACAUUGGUAACCUCUGCAUUCAGCCAAGCUGAUCAGUGGCACCUUAUCUCUAACAUGGUUGGACUCUACUUUUUUGGGUCAAGCAUAGGAAGAACCUUUGGCUCUGAAUAUGUUUUGAAGUUGUAUCUAUCUGGGGCAGUUCUUGGCUCAGUCUUUUUCUUAGUCUAUCACGCCUUUAUAGCUCCAUCAAUGCAGGCACAAAGGAGCCGAAUACCAACACUGGAUUCUUCAAGAGUACCCGGAAUGGGAGCAAGUGGGGCGGUGAAUGCAAUUAUGCUGCUUGAUAUAUUCCUCUUCCCCAAAAAAACCUUAUAUUUUGACUUCAUAAUACCAGUUCCCGCAAUCUUAUUGGGAAUUUUUCUUAUUGGAAAGGAUGUGCUAAGAAUAUUGGAGGGCGAUCACCGUGUCUCUGGAUCUGCUCACCUGGGAGGGGCUUUUGCAGCUGCUAUAGCGUGGGCACGAAUGAGACGGGGUCGAUUCAGAUUUUAGUUCCAUGGGAAGUAUACAGAUCCUGCAGAAAUUUCAGUGUUUUAGACAGGACAUUUGAAUGUAAUGUAGAUUUCUGGUUCUAUUUUUCACUCAUCUUCACAGAUUAUUUGACAUUCAGAAAUGUUGGAUAUUCUUCAUGGAUUAGUUAAAUUAGCCUUUUUUCAAGAAUUA